GCUAGGCCUCUUGCGGCCCCUCCCUCCCUCCCAGCUUUGCGGUGUCAGCGCCAGAGUCCUGCGAGAAAGGAGACCUGGGCCGAUUCGCGGCACCCCCGGCUCCUGGCGCGCACGGUGUCGCUCGCUUUCGCCCCCGCUGCCCCAGGCAGGGUCCUGGCCUCCCCCACGUAAUCCCACCGGGAGCUCCUCAAGCGAGCAGCCUUGUCUCCGUGCGCCUGCCCAGCGUGGCCUGAGGGCAGCUGCCGGGUGCUACAGCAGCACGAGACGAGCCGUUCCAUCGAUCGUUGAGCAGGAGGGGACAGCCGAGGCCAUCGAGCCCGGCUGGUGCCGGUGCCUCCUCUGAUUUCAGGUGCUCUCAUCGCCGCAACGUUGCUGUCUGCAAACGUACAUCUGGGGCACGUGUCUCCACAGCCUCUUCCGUGGGGACAGCUGGGGCAUGCCUGGAUCCUCCUUAACUGCUCCCUUUACCCACGGGCAGGCCAGCAGUAUCAAAGAAGGGGGGAGCUGGAAGGGUUGCACAGAGAUCACCUCCAGUCUGACCCCCGCCUGAGGCAGGAUCCGCCCCACGCGGACCAGCCCAGACACCCCGUGUCUGACUUCAGAGCCACGCGACAACACGGUCACUCCUGACAGCCCCAGGCAUCGCCCCUGCCCCGGGAAAGCAGGGGGUGCUGCAGCCACCAGCGUCCUGCGUCUGUUAAAAGUGAAUGUACGGUCUUCUUCGGCAGUCCCUUGCAGUGGAGGAUGAUAGUGUUCCGUGAUUUUCGUAUCUGUGGGUCUGAAGAUGGCUGACGAGGCCAAUCCAGGUUUGACAGACCUGCAGUGCUUAUGCUGCAUGCUCAAGAGACCCCAGGCAGAGGCCGUGUCCUGCCUGCAGAGGAAGGCAAACACCCCCCACCCCAAACCGAUCUGACCGGAGCAGGGGAGCGAGGAAUCCCUUCUUGCCCCUAGCACAGCAUCAGCCUGAGCCUGAGCACAGGGGCAAGAUCCUCCAGCCAGGACUCUGCAAGGUUGGUGCCAGCAGGAGCUGCUGGGAAAGGGGGAAUAGACCCCUCACAUGGCAGCCAGCAAAGCCCAAAAGCCUGGGAAACACCAGACACCUCAGCUCCGCCUUGCAGCCAGGGGACAGCCAGCAGGAUCCAUCCAUUGCCCCCUCUUGCUGCACUGCCAGAGCUCCCCCUCGACGAACCUACCCCAGCUGCUUUCUUCUCCUAACUGAGCUGGGUGUGGAGCUCUGCUUCCACCUGCUAUCACAGGCAAGGUCCUCUGCAGCACCCACCUGCCGCAUGCUGGGAGAUAAAGAGCUCCACAGCCAUCUGCAUGUUUGGAGGGCACCCCUAGGCUUCAGAGGAGGCCUUCCUCCCAAAUGAGCAGAUUGCUGCCAAGUUGGAACAAGCAGCAACAGCUCUGAGGCCUGUGAAGGAGCCAGUAGCUGCUGAAACAGGUGGGUGCAGGGAGCCACUCAGAGGGACAGAGGCAACACUGAGGGGGUGAACGGCUGGUUUACAUCUGCCUAAACCGCUGAGGCUGUUGGGAACGUCCCCGCCCUGGACAUGCUCUUCCUGGAAGCACUGAGUGGGAGAAGCACUGCUGGAGCAAAGGGAUCACAUAGGAGGGAGCUCAGGGCCCAGAGGGUCCAUCCAGGAGCUCUGGAGGGGCUGGGCGGGUGAGGAGCAGCUACCCAGGCACCCAUGGCUGCUCCACCGGGCUGGACAGCAGCGAGCCUCACACCUGCGUUUAACCAAGGCCUGAGGGGGCCCGGCGCAACCACUGCAAACAGGCUAGCAGAAGGCUCGGUGGGACCCAGCCCCGGGUUGGGCCCUGCUGGUUUCUGGGCACGCUUCCUGGUGAACAGGGGGAAGGGAAGGGGCUGACGUACAGUCGACUCAGGCCCACGUCCUCAGGAGGUGAGAGGCAGCAUCUGCCACUCUGAGCCCCAAGCCCAUAUGAAGUGACCCACAGUGGGGCCCUGGGCCCUGCACCUGGUUCCGGGGCAUUUGAGGAUGGGGAAGGAGCGUGAGCCGGGGCAGCAACUGCUGCAGAACAGAUAAGGAGCCCUGCUGCCAGCCUCCGGGCCUCACACGACCUGUAUCAAGCUGGGGAAGAGACCUGGCAUCAGCCGACAGUGAACUGUGCCAGUGCAGUUACAAACCCUAAUGAAGGGAACUUGUUUGCCCGUGUGUUUAGGGCGUGUGAGUGGACGGAGAAAACCAGGGAGCAGGUUCUAGGCACUUUGUUUCUCAUGGUGGUGCAGGUUCAUCUGGGCACAGGAGCAGCGCUUGGGACCUGUAUCCCACGGGGAAGAGCAGCAGCUGGGGUUGGAGAAUGAGCAGGGCCGUGGACAGUCUGCCAUGCAGACACGGAGGAGUCGGACUGCAGCGUGGGGCAGGGCGGGGAGCACUGCGCUGCCUGCACGGACAACCCGUGGCCGGGACCUGACGCUGCAGGAGAUGCACAGGAAAGCAUCUUGUCUCACCGCAUCGAGGGAGAGCUGCGGGGCUGUGGCUGGCGGUCACCACAGAAAGCACUGGUGAGCUUCAGGCCCAGCAGCAAGCGCAUGGAGUCCUCUGAGGGACGUUAUCAGUGAUGCCUCUGCUCUGACGACAGCUCUGAAAGCGGCCCGAUGCUGAGGAUGGAGCUGAUGCUGCCCUAAGGGAUGUCGGAGCAGAGCCCCAGAUAGGAGCCUGGCUCUGGGCAUGGGGGCAGUGCCGGGGGUGGGCUCUGUCUGUCUCUGGGCCCCCCCCCGGCCUGGCAGCAGCUGGCUCCUGCCCUGACCUGCCUGUGCCCAUGCCAGCAUGAAGCAGCCCAAACAGCCCCCGCGGCCCUUCCGCAUCCUGGGCCUUUUUGGGCGGCAGCCACGGGCCCCCAGGGAGGUGCUGGUGCCUGAGCCCACCCCUGGAGGCCCAGCAGAGACACGGGUGACGGUGCCGCCUGGCAAGGAGCGGGGACUGGUGGAGUGCCCGCUAUGCCUGCUGCCCCAGCCCCCAGACGCCUUCCCCACCCUGAGCACCUGCACGCACCGCUCCUGCCGCACCUGCCUGGAGACCUACCUGCGCAUCGAGGUGGGUGAGCGCCGCGUGCCUGUGGCCUGUCCCCACUGCCCCGCGGCCCUGCUGCCCACCGAGGUGUGCCAGCUGCUGCCCGAGCCCGCCCUGCGCAACAAGUACGAGGAGCAUCUGCUGCGGCGCCUGCUGGCCGCUGACCCCGGCACCCGUUGGUGCCCUGCACCUGACUGCAGCUAUGCGGUGAUCGCCUAUGGCUGCGACGACUGCCCCCGGCUGACUUGUGGGCGCGAAGGCUGCGGCACCGAGUUCUGCUACCACUGCCGGCAGCCCUGGCACCCCGGUGCUGCCUGUGCCCCUGUCCCCGGCACCACCGACCCUGGCACCUUGCUGAUCCACCCGGAGGAGGCGGCGCAUGAUGCAGGAGUUAUCAAGGUUUGCCCCCGCUGUGGCGCCUUUAUCAUGAAGAUCAACGACGGGAGCUGCAACCGCAUGAGCUGCACCAUGUGUGGCUGCCUCUUCUGCUGGCUCUGCCUGCGCGAGGUCACCGACGUGCAUUUCCUCAGAGCUGGACGGACGCGGUGCCUCACCCCCUCCAGCCCAUCUGGCUGCACCUUCUGGGGCAAGCGGCCCUGGUCGCGCACACGAAAGCUGCUGUGGCAGCUGGGUAUGGUGCUGGGUGCGCCCAUGGUCAUCUCGCUCAUCGCUGGCAUUGCCGUGCCCGUCAUCACCAUUGGUCUCCCCGUCUACAUGGGUCGCAAGGUAUUGGGGCGCAGCCGGAAGAGCAACCUGUCAGGGUGCCAGCGGUGCUUGUCGGUCAGCAGCAGCGUGCUCCUGUCCCUCGUUGUCUCCCCCAUCAUCACCGCCGUCACCGUGGGGGUCGGAGUGCCCCUGCUGCUCACCUACGUCUACGGCGUGGUGGUGCUGUCACUAUGCCGCAACCGCUGGGGCUGCGCAGACGGCAGCGGGAAGCCUGGGGACCCCGGCAUGGUGGAGCUGGAGAACCUCGCCAAACUGAACGAGCUCUGGGCCGUGCUGCCCAACCCACGGGCGGCUGAGGAUGUGACCCCCGACACAGCCUCCUCCCUGCCCAGCAGCAGCAGCCGCCGCCGCAGCCAGCGCCACCAGGCCGGCUGCAAGGACCAAGACAUCCAGUCUGCGAGCACCACGGCCCUGGCUGGCAGCAUCCUCAGCGAGGGCCAGGACGCAUCCUACAGGGAAGGCGUGAACUUCGAGGUGGAAGUGGCGAUCGAGGCAGAGCCACGGGCCGGGCAAGAGCAGAGCCUGUGCAGUGCGCCCUCAGGGCACAGCCUCUCCGGGGACUCUCUGGGCUGUGCCAGUGAUGCCUGCAGCACGCCUGGGGCCCUGGGCGAGUGACCGGGGCUGGCAGAGCCGAGCCCCACGCUGAGAAUGGAGCGGCGCCGGGGACGCUCCACUGGGCCCGUGGCUGCACCUUGCUCGACCCCUCCACGGGCCGGCUGCGAACUCUGAUGCUUGCAGGCAAUAAAGCAGUAGCCGAAGCAGCCGGUGUCUGCGC
Alligator sinensis (Chinese alligator) is the source of this 4539-nucleotide messenger RNA. Its product is annotated as E3 ubiquitin-protein ligase RNF19B-like. The transcript has 11 exons. Bases 2796 to 4379 code for a protein of 527 amino acids. Gene Ontology annotation, biological process: positive regulation of proteasomal ubiquitin-dependent protein catabolic process; protein polyubiquitination; ubiquitin-dependent protein catabolic process. NCBI's taxonomy places the organism in Eukaryota, Metazoa, Chordata, Crocodylia, Alligatoridae. Gene Ontology annotation, cellular component: ubiquitin ligase complex; cytoplasm. Gene Ontology annotation, molecular function: zinc ion binding; ubiquitin protein ligase activity; ubiquitin conjugating enzyme binding. The record is from RefSeq and is a predicted model, not a curated record.